AGCAGUGAAGAAGUGUGUAGUGAUAGAAAAAGAGACAUAUUUUUUCCUGUGGAAGAUUCAUCAGUCCUGCAGCCGCUGUUUAAUUUUUCGGUUUUUCGUUCAACUAGUUUUUAAUAAGGGAUCUUUGCUAGUGAAACGGACAAAAAGAAGUUUUUUAACUAGAUAUUUUGCGUUGCUGGAACGAUUUUUCGACUCGUGUGCACAUUGUUUUCGUUAGUUGAAAUUGUGUUAAUUCGACAUGUUUUAUCCUCUGCAUUCAACAUUCGAAGAUGGACAAAUUGAAGUGGGUCGGUCGGAAACUCUAGGCCAAGAAUCGCCGGUUGACAACAGACACUCACUUGCCGUGUCAUUUUCGCUCGGAAACACACUAAUUAAUCUCAACAAGAUCAAACACCCAAGUGCCCAAUUUCAACAUGAUCAAAUGUAUUCGAUGCGACCCGAAUUGGCUUCGAAGAAAAAUGUCGAAUUCACUUACUCGCCAAGCUCAACGCCUCAACCAACAUUCGAAGAUGGAGAAAUUGAACUUGCCCGUCCGGAAAUGCUGAGCCAGGAGCAACAGCUUGUUGACAACAAGCAUUCACUCGCUGUAUCCCUAUCGCUAGGAAACACGCUAAUAAAUCUCAACAAGAUCAAGUACACAACCGCCCAAUCUCAGCAUGAUCAAAUGUCAACGAUGCGUCCUGAAAUGCUUACACAAUAUCCGCUAACGGAUAACAAACAUUCACUCGCUGUGUCGCUUUCACUGGGAAACACAUUAAUCAAUCUCAAUAAGAUCAAGUGUCCACAGUGUCGGAAGCGCUUCGACACGAUGGAGGAAAUGCAGCAGCAUCGCACUAAGCAUCUGACAGAGAAUAAAUUCAAGUGCGAAAUAUGCAGCAAAGAGUUCCCUAGUCACAGCUCGAUGUGGAAGCACACCAAAGCUCACACCGGAGAUCGUCCAUUCGUUUGCCAAAUUUGCAACAAAGGGUUCACACAACUAGCCAACCUGCAGCGCCAUGACCUUGUUCAUAACGGACUGAAGCCUUUCAAAUGUCCAAUCUGCGAAAAGUGCUUUACGCAGCAGGCAAAUAUGUUGAAACAUCAACUUCUUCAUACCGGACUUAAACCAUACAAAUGUCCAGUGUGCCAGAAAGCAUUUUCUCAACAUGCAAAUAUGAUAAAACAUCAGAUGCUUCAUACAGGUUUGAAGCCUUAUAAAUGUCCAGUGUGCCAUAAGGCUUUCACUCAACACGCCAACAUGGUUAAACAUCAGAUGCUUCAUACCGGUUUAAAACCGUACAAGUGUCCCGUUUGUGAUAAAGCGUUUACUCAACAAGCCAAUAUGGUCAAGCAUCAGAUGCUUCAUACCGGAGUAAAACCUUACAAGUGUUCUACGUGUGGCAAGGCUUUUGCACAACAGGCAAACAUGGUCAAGCAUCAGAUGCUUCAUACCGGAGUGAAACCAUACAAAUGCCCAACCUGUGAUAAAGCUUUUGCUCAGCAGGCGAACAUGAUGAAGCAUCAGAUGCUCCACACUGGACUAAAACCGUACAAAUGCAACACGUGCGGCAAAGCGUUCGCCCAGCAGGCCAACAUGGUCAAACAUCAGAUGCUACACACGGGCAUUAAACCGUACAAAUGCAAUACGUGUGGUAAAGCUUUCGCGCAACAAGCGAAUAUGGUCAAACAUCAAAUGCUACACACCGGAGUUAAACCCUACAAAUGCUCAGUGUGCGGUAAAGCGUUCGCGCAGCAAGCGAAUAUGGUCAAACAUCAGAUGCUCCACAGCGGAAUUAAGCCAUAUAAAUGUCCAACUUGCGAUAAGGCAUUUGCCCAGCAGGCUAACAUGGUUAAGCAUCAAAUGCUGCACACUGGUGAAAAGCCGUUUAAAUGCAAGAGCUGUGAUAAAGCAUUCUCUCAGCGUGCCAAUCUCAAAAAGCACGAGAUGGUGCAUCUCGGAAUACGUCCACACACCUGUCCUUUGUGCUCUAAGUCGUACUCGCAGUAUUCGAAUCUUAAAAAGCACUUGCUGGUGCAUCAGAAGCAGUCACUGAAGCAACAGCAAAACGGACAGGUUAUGGUGAUUUUAUACAACUGCCAAACCUGCAAGAUGCAGUUCGAAAACAUUCUCGAAUUUGAACGUCACACAAAGCAAUGCAACGAAAUUAACAACGGUAACCAUGGUCUGAAGCUGGAGCACAUCAAUAUAAAAAGUGAAAUCGAUAUAGACGGCAGUUCAAGCUCGGGAAUGACGCAACACAUCACUAUACCACAAAGCCAACCUCAACCUCCAAUGCACGUCCCAUCGGCAAUACUAACAUCGGUGAUCUCAUCCUCUGCUGCUGUGGCGAAUGCUCACACCCUCAGCACCGCUCACGCAAGUCACCAUCCAAGCGCUCAUUUGCAGCAUCCACAGCCGCAGCACACACCGCCGGAUGUUGCGCUUCAACAUCAGCAACAGCACCAACAGCAACAACAACAGCAACAGCAGCAAACCGUUCAUCAACAGCAGCCACCUCCAACUCAUCAGCAGCAUCCGUCUCUACAGCAACAGCACAACCUACCCAUCCAUCUACAACAACAGUUAUCACAUCACCUAAUAUCCUCCCAUCUUCCCCAUCAAGACCAUGGUCCAACAGAGUUGCACCAUCAGGUCAACUUCCACCAUCCGCACAUACCUCAUAUUCCCAGUAUACCGCACAAAAUACUCUCCCCAUUGUUCCACAUUCCGCCAUUCAACAACAACCACAGUACAUAAUGGAAAGCUCGAAAGGGAUCAUCGGCCAGUGGUAGAUCCCUACCGAUUGCUGUGACAACAACAACAACGACGGCAGCAGCAGCAGCAGCAUUAGCCGCAGCAACGACAGCUACAUCGACCGUUGCGACAGUGACUGAACCCGCUUCAGAUCAGCAGCAGCAGUAGACUCUUAAUGAACCCUGCAGAGCAGGGCACCGCGCCAUGCAUCGCGGGCAAAUAUACUAAAUCAAUACUUAUGUAGUUGCACGGGUAGCAGCGGAUGUCAGAUGAUCGAAUCGAACGCGACCAGUGCGAUGGCACUGAAUAUACUCCAAGAGUAUUUACUUAUAGGUAGGACUAUCAAAGGGCAGAGUUGAAUAUGACCUCUUAUUAUUCUAGAUCGCACAGCACUGGCACAGUAGUCGUCACAACGGUUUAUUAGGUUGAAAUAGUGGCAACGUGAUGAACAGUUUUUUUUUGUUACACGUGCUACUGCACAUUAACGUUUGUGUCGUGGGCGGGAAAUAUUACCCGCGAGAAUCGAUGCUAAACUUAGUAUUCUAGGUCGAAUAUUUGGUCAGCAAUGUAUUUUGCGUGCAAAUCGAAUUGUAUGACCCUACCCUAUGAUUGGUCAAAAAGAUUGCUUCCAAUCGAAUGCAUUAUUAAAGUGAUAUCUUCCUAGAGUAAGUGCCCCGCUUAAUGCUUUGUUUGAGUUCGGAACUUAUUUUUUAUAUUUAAACUUAUUUGUGCCUUGUUCAGGAAAAUUUACAAUUAGUGUCGAUCAUUGAAUUGAAUUAAUUGUUAUUGUGAUACCUAACGAGAAACUAGAGUACCGGUUAUAGGCAUAUUUCCCUGAGAAUAUCUGUAUGCUAAUGAAGGAUAACUCACAAGGAAACAUCACUAUCGGUCACAGGCUUAGAGCUUAACCAUAAACACCAUAGCGUAGCUCUGUCGAUCCAGAACAUCACUGCACUGCUCGUAUAGGUGUAGUCUAUGGAACUUUUUUGAGAAAACUUAACUUGAAAUUUGUAUGGGAAUGUGACUCAAUGGAGGCGCAUGAUACAUGAAUAUCCUACAUACACCCUCAAGUAACAGAACAAAAAAAAAUUAUAUUGAUUGAAAAAAAUCAGAGGGGUUGUGUACAAGACACGACCGCAUAUAUAGGUGACGCAGGACUACGUAAG
Molecule: messenger RNA, 3900 nt
Organism: Sabethes cyaneus
Lineage: Eukaryota; Metazoa; Arthropoda; Insecta; Diptera; Culicidae
Product: zinc finger protein 260-like
Exons: 17
Coding region: 239-2737 (832 amino acids)
Biological process (GO): negative regulation of transcription by RNA polymerase II
Cellular component (GO): nucleus
Molecular function (GO): DNA-binding transcription repressor activity, RNA polymerase II-specific; DNA-binding transcription activator activity, RNA polymerase II-specific; RNA polymerase II cis-regulatory region sequence-specific DNA binding
Source: RefSeq, a predicted model, not a curated record